Molecule: messenger RNA, 981 nt
Organism: Miscanthus lutarioriparius
Lineage: Eukaryota; Viridiplantae; Streptophyta; Magnoliopsida; Poales; Poaceae
Source: the annotation of a GenBank genome assembly
AUGGCCUCCUCCUCCCACUCCCUCGCCGCCUCGCGGCGCGGCCGCAGCGCGCGGCAGGCGCCCUUCUUCCGCGACCUCGCCACCCCGAUCCCGUCCCACCGCGGCGUCUCCCGCUUCGCCUCGGGGGCUUCCCCCUCCGCGGCCCCCUCCGCCACGCCGCCGCCGCCGCCCAUCUUCACCCUCGACGACCGCUACGCCGCCGCGGACUUCUCCCCGGACCCCACCGCCUCCGACCUCCUCCCCGUCGCGUCCUCCCCCUCCCCCCGCGCCGCCGCCAGCCGCUCGCCGCCAUGGGACCUGUCCCGGGGCAAGGUGUCGCUCUCGCCACCAGGAUCCCCCAUGGAUGGGGUCGUCGAGCCGGCUCGGAAAGAGGUGCUCGCUUUGCCGCCGCCCGCGAGCCCUGGCGCCCCACCUCCUGCCACGACAGCGGAGGCGCAGUCACCGGUGUCCCCCGCGCAGGCACCGGCUAGGACGGAGCCAGUGGCGAACGGAGGGGAGGUCGAACGGGAGGAGUGGGUCACUGUAUUCGGAUUCUCUAUUGGAGAUACCAACCUUGUUCUUCGGGAAUUCGAGAAAUGUGGAGUAAUAUUGAGACAUCACUCUGGUCCAAGAGAUGGAAAUUGGAUCCACAUAUUGUACCAGCGCUCUUAUGAUGCUCAAAAGGCCCUUCAGAAAAAUGGUAUCCAACUAAGCAGCGGUAUGAUAGUUGGAGUAAAGCCUAUUGAUGCAGUGCACCGGCAGCAGCUGGAUGAGAGUUUCGCGCGAAGCAGUCAAGGUGGAUUUAUGGUUUCCUUGCCUUCAAAGUCACUUGGCUUGAAGAGCACAGGUGCAUCGCACCAGUUAGGAGCCUUGCCCCGCCCGUAUGACCCUAAAGCUAACACUAAUGUUAGCCGAGAUGCAGGCCGUCGUGCAACUGGCAGCGUUGCUGCACCAGCAAAAUCAAUUUUAACCAAUGUGAUGGAUUUGAUAUUUGGCAUCUGA